This is a messenger RNA of Bradysia coprophila, 1288 nucleotides long. RefSeq lists its product as uncharacterized. Gene Ontology annotation, molecular function: RNA polymerase II cis-regulatory region sequence-specific DNA binding; DNA-binding transcription factor activity, RNA polymerase II-specific. NCBI's taxonomy places the organism in Eukaryota, Metazoa, Arthropoda, Insecta, Diptera, Sciaridae. The record is from RefSeq and is a predicted model, not a curated record.
UAGAAAUGACACCGACGUGACAAAACUGACAAAAAUACUUUUCUAAGUGAGAAACUCGUUCUGAAAAAGUGACAUAUUUCAACUGUGAGUCUUAAUAGUAGAGCUAAGUUGUGUAUUCUGAAAACGUCUGCAAAACCAAAAUGAGUUCAUGCAGUCAGCUGUAAUUUUAUUUUGCACAUUACAUUACACAAUAAUGGACGAAGACCACAGACUAAAAUGUGGUAAGAUGCUACAACUCGAAUCAGGACAAAUAAUCUUUUUAUGUAAGAUUUGCUCUGGUGAGUUCAUUUCAUUAGGGCUGUUCGUUCGUCAUCACAGAAUGAUACACGGUGCUAUCCAAUUGCAACCAUUGCAACAAAAAAACACAUGUGAGGCUACUCGAUGGCAACCAUCGCCUCAAACAGUGACACAUGGUGCUGUCAAAUUGCAAUCAUUGCAACAAAAAAUUACACAUGGGGCUACUCGAUUACCACAAUUGACUCAAACAGUGACACAUAGCGCUGUCAAAUUGCAACCAUUGCAACAAACAAUUGCAGGAUCCUUAACAGAAAAAAAAUAUCCACUCGUGGUUAUUAAACGUUCUGUUCCACCGGCAACUCAAACAACAUCGGCUAAAAAAAGUGCUCCGAUCCCGCCAUACAGCUCUGACAGAGACGAAACAAUUUCGUUUAGAAAAUUACUCGGCUACAAGUCGCCGCAAGAGGAAACGCAACUCCGGAAGGAGUUCGAUACAGAGAUUCAUAGAGACACAUGCAAACCAAAAGCUCGAAUCAAAUGCGAUUACUGUUCGAAAACCUACCUUUCCGCCGGAGGAUUAAGAAUUCACAUGCACCGUCAUCACAAAUUAAACAUUCCGUUUUUAUGCGACGCAUGUCCAAAAGCAUUUAACCUGCCUUCCGAAUUGACAUUGCACCGACUUACCCACGGCAUCGAAAGAAACAUUUUGUGCGACUUCUGCGAUCAACAGUUUUUAACGAAAUACCAAAGAGGUAUCCAUGUGAAGUGUGACCAUGCGAAUGAAACGUAUCGCUGCACAGUAUGCUUUUUUGAUAGCAAAGUACUUGGGGUCGUACGACGUCAUCAAUCUUUGGCACAUGGUAUUUGAACUCAAUUGGUGGCGAUCAAUUUUUAUUUUGUAUACAAAUGUUCUACUUUGAGUUGUAGUGAUUUUGAAUAAUUAAUGAUUAAGAACUUAAACUAAAAGAGCCGGUUGAAUCGGCGGUUUUAAAAUAUUGAAUUGUUAAACUGAUUUUUCAUACGUUAAAAUAAAAGAGCAAAGUCAAACGUU